UACCUAGUAUAAACUCUCUUCAUCUGCUAAAACUCUUUUCACUCCACAAUAGCUAUCAGAUAUCAGUUGCUUGCAUGGUUGUAUCUGUGUACAAAGAUCAAAUUAUCCACUAUUCGAUAGUUGAUACUUGUUAAGAUCAUGAAGUACUACUGCAGCGUCGAAAAUCAUGGGGAACCAACGAACUAUGUUGCAAGGCAGCACUCGCAGCUACAGGGUCCGAGGCCUGCAGCGCUUACGGUGACCAAGAAUUCGAAGAAGAUAACGGCAAAGAAGAAGCGGAACCCAGAAAAUCCGGUAAUAGUGUAUCUGAUAUCGCCCAAGGUUAUUCACGUACAACCUGAGGAGUUCAUGGCUCUGGUGCAACGCCUUACCGGGAAUCAUCAAGCACCGGAUAAGGUUAAUAAUAUUGCUAAGUCCCAGUCUUGCUCUACUUCUAGUAUCUCUGGUUUGAGCCAGCAGGGAGAUCUGUAUUUCAUGGAGAGUAGCCAACAGAAGGUGAUAAGCAGGAGAGCAGACUAUGCGGAUGUGCCCUUUGGAGUACCUACUACAACAAAUUAAUUUACUGAAAUAUUCUAGCUAUCUAUGCAUGUAUAUACCAUACAUGUAAACCAGUCUGGACUGUGUGGCUGUGCUCGAAAUCAUGUAGCUAAAACAUGAUUAAAGAAUCACAAUUGUAUGCUUAUCAAUCAGGUAAUUAGUUACAUACUUCCAUUCGUGGAGCCUGGCAUAUUUCAUUAAUUUUUGU
Molecule: messenger RNA, 745 nt
Organism: Argentina anserina (silverweed cinquefoil)
Lineage: Eukaryota; Viridiplantae; Streptophyta; Magnoliopsida; Rosales; Rosaceae
Product: VQ motif-containing protein 8, chloroplastic-like
Exons: 1
Coding region: 139-558 (139 amino acids)
Cellular component (GO): nucleus
Source: RefSeq, a predicted model, not a curated record